UAUCUUCUGUGAAGCAGGACACUUCGUGUUUGACUUCAAGCAAUUAUUGUGAGAAGGUAGAAGGAUCUUCUUUAAAUUAUGCUAUAAAACAAUAUCAAGAAGCCCAGUUAUAUCGAAAUUGGCAUGAUCCAUUAAAAAUAAACUUUUUGCAAAUAAAAGAACCCAAUAAUUAUGCCACUAUUUCAUACAAAGUAUAUGAUUUAGAAAUACCCCAUGCAUUACUCGAUACAG
Messenger RNA from Racocetra fulgida, 231 nucleotides. The record is from the annotation of a GenBank genome assembly. Lineage: Eukaryota; Fungi; Glomeromycota; Glomeromycetes; Diversisporales; Gigasporaceae.